This is a messenger RNA of Lathyrus oleraceus (garden pea), 1739 nucleotides long. Its product is annotated as heavy metal-associated isoprenylated plant protein 35. The record is from RefSeq and is a predicted model, not a curated record. Bases 221 to 1465 code for a protein of 414 amino acids. Gene Ontology annotation, molecular function: metal ion binding. NCBI's taxonomy places the organism in Eukaryota, Viridiplantae, Streptophyta, Magnoliopsida, Fabales, Fabaceae. The transcript has 3 exons.
GAUAUUUUGCUUCUUUUUCGAGGUCCUCCUUUUCAUGAAAGCCUACAUGUACUAACUUUUGCCUCUUUUAUUUAACCUAUCAUACAAUACAAUAUUCGUUAGUGCCUCGAUGCCUUUAUUCUCUGCUUUUUAAUCGUUCCCAUCAGUUUCAAAGUACCCUUUCACCCUUAUUCAUCUUCUCUCUAACAAACUCUGUGUCUCUCUUUCAACUUCAACUCAAAUGGCCUCAACAGAAACACAACAACAUCCAAACUACAAGACGAUUGUCUUGAAGGUCUCCAUUCACUGCCAAGGCUGCAAGAAAAAAGUCAUCAAAAUUCUUCAAAGCAUAUAUGGUGUUACUAGCGUAAACAUUGAUUUGAAGCAACAAAAAGUUGUAGUAACUGGGAACGUAAACAGCGAUAUUUUGAUCAUGAAAUUGACCAAGACAGGGAAGCAUGCUGAGUUAUGGCCUCAACCUGAAACGGAACCUGAACCAAAACCAACCGAUGCUAAAAAGAAGAAGCAGAGAAAACCUGAGAGCAAAGAGAAACAGAGCGAUCCAGAAACUGAAGACAACGAAGAAAUAGAAAUCAAACAAACCGGUGAAUACAACAAUGAAACAGGUAAAGUUAAAGUUAAAGUUGACGAGGCAUCCGAAAGCGUUGAAGUUAACGGAAGCGCCGUUAAAAAAGGUAAUGGAGGCGGUGAAGUUAACGGCAACACCGCUAAAAAAGGAAAUGGAAGCGGCGAGGUUAACGCUAACGGGAACAGUAACGUUAACAAAUCCAAUGAAGGAAACGCAACCGGUAAAUCCGGUGUAGUACACGUUCAAGAACCGAAGCCAGAAGUGAGGAAGCAAACAGUUGUGUUACCGGCUGGACCGGUUCCCGAGAAAAAAGUUAGCGUCGCAGUGCAAUUUCCUUGCGAUAAUAAUGAAGAAGCAUCAACGAAUGAGAAAACCGGUUCCACCGGUGGUGAUAGCAGCGGAGUGAAAAAGAAGAAAAAGAAAGAAAAAGGUAAAGCUAACAGCAACAACGCUAAUGAGAGUGUUGCUGAACAGCUUGGUGAUGCUCCGGGUACCGGUGGUUCAGGUUAUCGGUCACAUGGUCAAAGUAAUUUUCAUGAUCAAGUACAUAGAGGUUCAGUUCCAGUUUCAAAUAUACCCAAUGAGGUUCCGCCACGUCAUUUUAUUAACCAACAAUUUUAUCCACCUCAUUACUAUGCACCUCCGGUUUCUGCUGCUGCACCGGUUUAUACCGUGAGCCAUCACACAGCGUAUCCGAGCAAUAGUAGUUACGGUGCGGCGUAUUAUGCGCCUCCGCAACCGUAUCAAUACGCGCAUGUGGUGAAUUCGGGAAACGAGAUGGAGGGUCAACCUAGGCCGUACACGUAUGAAUCAUCGGAAACGUAUAGUUCAUCACAACCGUCUGAUUCGUUUGUUUAUUUUAGUGAUGAAAAUCCUAAUGCGUGUAGUGUGAUGUGAUUUGUAAUCAUUCUGUUGGAACAUACAACUUGUAUGGGGCAUGAGAGAAUUUUGUAAUGGUGUAGAUAAGGAUCAGAUGAAAAGCUUCAAAAGAACGAAAGAAAAGAAAAAAAUAUUACUAGUCUGUUUGGUUUGAAUGGAUGGAAAGUUGGGUAGAAUAAUAGAAUUCUGGGUGUUUACGGCUUUUGAUCAGUGGUUGUCCUGGACUCUUGAUAUGUAUCGUAUUAGGACAAUGUAGUGAAAUUUUAAAAUUAUUGGCCUUGCAUCCUCCUUA